AUGACUUUUCUUCUCACUCGACAAUUGGCCUUGGCCCGAUCACGGUUCGCCGGUGCUGUUGCAGCUCCCGGCGUUCUUGCAUCAUCCGCACGACUUUAUUCAGCCACCAAAACCGCAUUCGGUCCACAGGAUAUUCAAAACAAUGACUACAUCCUGUCCGGGCUUCCAAUUCAGUGUAAUCCCAACCCUUUCCAUGAUUUCAACAUGGAGGGCAGAGUUUAUGCUAUCACUGGUGGUGGACGAGGAUUGGGACUGUCGAUGGCCGAGGCACUGAUCGAUGCUGGCGCAAAGGUUCACUGCCUCGAUCGACUGAAAACUCCUCACUCAGACUUCAUGACUGCAAAGGGCCGAGCAAAGGAGCAUGGCGGCUGCUUGGAGUAUCAUCGGGUCGAUAUCCGGAAUAACGAAGAAUUGAAUGGAAUCUUUGCAACCAUUGCCACUCAGCACAAACGCCUUGACGGUCUUAUCGCUGCAGCUGGUAUCAAUAACCUCCAGUGCGCGCUAGAGCACUCUCAGCAAGCUCUGAGCGAUGUCAUGUCGACCAACUACACUGGUGUUUUCAACUCAGCAACCGCCGCUGCUCGCCAGAUGAUUAACUAUGAGCAGAGGGGCUCUAUCCUCCUAGUGGCUAGCAUGAGCGGUCUGAUUGCCAACAAGGGCAUGGAAUCACCCGUUUACAACUCUUCCAAAGCUGCCGUUAUUCAGCUUGCCCGCUCCCUUGCUAUGGAGUGGGGUCGUCAUGGAAUUCGUGUGAAUAGUCUCUGCCCGGGCCAUAUCCUUACCCCUAUGGUUGAAGAUGUGUUCAAGCUAAAUUCUGCUACACGUGCCCUCUGGGAAAAGGAGAAUAUGCUCGGUCGUCUUGCAAUGCCCGAGGAAUUCAGAGGUGCUGCCCUCUUUGCCCUUUCUGAUGCUAGCAGCUUCAUGACCGGGAGCACUUUGGUUAUCGAUGGUGGCCAUACCGCAUGGUAA
Molecule: messenger RNA, 969 nt
Organism: Penicillium taxi
Lineage: Eukaryota; Fungi; Ascomycota; Eurotiomycetes; Eurotiales; Aspergillaceae
Product: putative short chain dehydrogenase/oxidoreductase
Exons: 2
Coding region: 1-969 (322 amino acids)
Cellular component (GO): intracellular anatomical structure
Molecular function (GO): oxidoreductase activity, acting on NAD(P)H, oxygen as acceptor
Source: RefSeq, a predicted model, not a curated record